CUGGUGUUGGAAAACUCUAGUUUGUCUUACUAAAAUGUAGUCGAAUAACUAAUAGUUCUAACAAUUCUAUUAAAUAUAGUUAAAAACUAACUACUCCGUUGAAAUUUCGCUUGCUCCAGGGUAUAGUCUCAGGUAUCCUUAUUUGGGAAGGAAUGCUGAUCUUUAUCUAAUGCAAGCAGUAAACUUGCAAAGAAAUAACAGUUUGCAUAAAAAUGUAAAGAAUGCUGAAAAUGUUGCAAGACCUGAUGUGACAAUCACCGAAAUGAAUAUGUAGGUUGCAUCCCUUUUGAAUAUGUAACAGAUUGAGCAACACUUUAAGGAUAAAUGGCGAACGCGAUGUGACGGUCUUUGAACCAGAUUUGGGUGCGUACCCCUGGUUCCCGGGGCCUCGAAAUAAAGCACCGCAUAUAACCUUCUUCGUAUGGUUAUGUGUUUGUCUUUACGCUAACAGUUUUGGCGACCCAGAUGGGACCUCGCGGGCAUUGCUGAGGCGGCUCGCAUCGAUCCCGCUCCGGCCGGCACCGAGUGAUUCUCGGGGAGCCAUCGACCGCAACCGACCUCCGCUGCCCCCGACGGACCGAGGAUUAUAUUGAUAGUAGGAAAUUCUUCGCUUUUGAAUGGGAGAACACGCACAAUGGACGAAAAAUGCAGUUGACAUGGACAAGGCUUCCACAAGGAUUCAAGAAUAGUCCAACACUUUUUGGGAACCAGCUGGCAAAAGGAUUGGAAUCAUGGACAAUGCAGGAGAAAGUUCAGCAGCCUUCUUAGGAGCGCCUGUGGAAGAUGGCCCUUUGGAACAUGAUUGUGUGGAAGUUAUCGAACACACUCAUGCAACAAGGGCUGACCUGAAGGACACCCCACUUGAACAGCCUGAUCAAGAACUUUUUACAGAUGGAAGUAGUUAUGUAGAAAACGGGACACGAUAUGCCGGGUAUGCGGUAACCACACAAAAAGGGGUAAUAAAAGCAGAGGCUCUUCCUGUAGGAACUUCAGCACAGCGAGCAGAAAUAAUAGCUCUCACGAGAGCCUUGGAAUUGAGCAGGGAUCAGCGAGUAAAUAUAUGGACAGACUCAAAAUAUGCAUUUGGAGUGGUUCAUAUACAUGGAGCACUAUGGAAAGAACAAGGACUCCUAUCUUCGCAAGGUACGAACAUAAAAUACCAAAAAGAAAUUCUGAAUUUGAUAACUGCUGUACAGUUACCCAAACAGGUGGCGAUCAUGCACUGUAAAGCACAUCAAGGAGGAGAUUCCAAAAUAGCUGAAGGAAACGCGUUAGCGGACCGGACAGCUCAACGGAUUGCACGACAGGUAUCAAAUAUGAUGGCCUUAAUACCCACGAAGGUAAGCCCUUUACAAAAUUAUUUAACGCAGAAGCCGAAGUACUCGGAGGAGGACGAGAAAUUAGCUAGACUAAUAAAGGCCCAAUUGGGUUCAGAUGGAUGGUACCUAACUGCAACUGGACAAGUGAUUGUACCACCUACCAUUAUGCGGACAUUUUUACAGACGGAACAUCAGAAAUGUCACUGGGGAGCAGAAGCUUUAGUGGCGUAUUUAAAGCGCAGCAUAAUCUCGGCACAGAUGUUAACAAUGGCAAGGUCAAUAAAUUCGAAAUGUGAAAUCUGUUUGAAGAACAAUCCGGUAGUUAGAAAAGGAAUAGAAAUGGUACAUAUCAGAGUGGGUAUGGAACCGGGUGAUUAUUGGCAAAUUGAUUUUGUAGAAUUACCUAAAAGUCAAGGAUACAGGUAUUUGUUAGUUGGGGUUGACACCUUUUCUGGAUGGCCGGAAGCCUUUCCUUGUUACACCAACCAAGCUAAGGAGACAGUGAAAUGGCUGCUGCGAGAGAUUAUUCCAAGAUUUGGGGUACCCCUAGGCCUAUCUUCAGAUAGGGGAUCACACUUCGUAGCAGCUAUAGUUCAAGAGGUAAGCAAGAUGUUAGGAAUCUCUUGGAAUCUCCACACACCGUGGAGACCACAGUCAAGUGGACAAGUAGAAAAGAUGAAUCAGACAAUUAAGUGGCAGAUCAGUAAAAUAUGUCAGGAGGCUAAAAUUCAAUGGCCACAGGCGUUACCAAUAGCACUCCUAAGGAUAAGAAUUAAGCCAAGGAGUGGGAUGAUAGUAAGCCCUUAUGAAAUUCUUUUCGGAAAACCCUACGAGGUGCCACAACCUAACCUCAAUAUGCAUAUAAAAGGUGGGCAAGAUGUAUAUAACUAUGUGUUAUCCCUUGCUAGAACUUUGACGCAGCUGCGGAGUACUCUGGUUUGGAAUCGACCCUUGUCAUUGGAACACCCAGUGCACAAUAUCAAUCCAGGAGACCAGGUUUACGUCCGUGAUUGGGUUGAGGAACCACUGAGAGAACAGUGGAACGGACCGUACCUGGUGCUGCUAACUACCUUUACCGCGGUUAAAGUGAAGGGAAUUGAUUCCUGGAUUCACUACACACGGGUAAAGAAGGUUCCCGGAGAGUGGCAAGCAGAAGUAACUGGACCUACAAAGCUGAAACUUACAUACCAGAAGGAUGUCUAAUUACGUCUAUGGGACGAUCAUAAUAAUAUGGUUUCUGAUGAAUAUGACUUUUUCCACAGGCACCCACCGAAAGAAUAGAAAUGUGAGAUAUGAUCCAGAGCAAAAUGCCAUUCUGUCUUGCAUGGUUCAAAGUCAGAAAGUGGAAGUAACAUCGGGAAAAGGAAUCCAAUUUGACAUUAACAAAGGAUUGGAAAAGAUAAUAGUAUCCCACAGAAAAAGGCGAGAUAUAGAGCCCACUCCAACACCACAGAAAUUUUGUAUGGGCCAAUAGUGAUGGAACGUGGACUACCCAUUUAUCAGUUACGGGGAAGGUUAAAGAAAUCACAUUAGGCUUACCCACCUUAUGCCCAAUUUGGAAACGUUCCCCCUUUAAAGGGAAACUGGAAACUCUACAAAUCAACAGAAUCAAAAGAGAUAUAAAGGAAGAUGAUACAUGGCAGAAGCCCUCUACAGGAGUGAAGGUAGGAUGGGCCCUUGAAUCUCUCUUUGCUGCUCCAGUAGCUACUUACCGAAAUAGAGACAUGAUUUACAAAUUAAUAGGGCAGACUGAAAGGUUAGCUAGAGUUACUAAAAAGGGGUUCAGAGAUUUGAAUAUGCAGCUCCAAGCAAGGACAAAAAUGACUUUGCAGAACAGAAUGGCAUUAGAUAUCUUAUUAUUGAAGGAAAAUGGUGUUUGCGGAUAUUUAAAGGAUCGAGUUGAUCACUGCUGUGUGCAUAUACCGAAUGUAACCAUGGAUAUAGAAUAUGACAUAUCUCAACUCAAGAGAAUUGAACAAGAAGCUGAAGAAGAAAGAAAAGAGAUCGGCCAUAAUUGGAUAGGAGAAUUAUUUAAUGGAUUGGGGAUUCAUUUAGACGGGUGGCUACAAUCACUUUUAGAAACUAUUUGCACACUCUUAUUAGUAUUCCUGGUCAUCUACCUAGUAUACUUAUGUAUCCGUCAAGAAAUCACCCGUAACACUAGCUGGACACAUAAGAUUAUAGGAGCAGUAACCCGGGAAUACCCACGACGCCUGACCCCGCCACCGAAGUACUACGAGACUACGAGAAUGGAGAACUAAGAUGAAAAACUGAAAAAUGGAAAUACCUUCUUAAUGAAAGAAAGUAUUUCCAAAGGGGGGAAAUGUUGGAAAACUCUAGUUUGUCUUACUAAAAUGUAGUCGAAUAACUAAUAGUUCUAACAAUUCUAUUAAAUAUAGUUAAAAACUAACUACUCCGUUGAAAUUUCGCUUGCUCCAGGGUAUAGUCUCAGGUAUCCUUAUUUGGGAAGGAAUGCUGAUCUUUAUCUAAUGCAAGCAGUAAACUUGCAAAGAAAUAACAGUUUGCAUAAAAAUGUAAAGAAUGCUGAAAAUGUUGCAAGACCUGAUGUGACAAUCACCGAAAUGAAUAUGUAGGUUGCAUCCCUUUUGAAUAUGUAACAGAUUGAGCAACACUUUAAGGAUAAAUGGCGAACGCGAUGUGACGGUCUUUGAACCAGAUUUGGGUGCGUACCCCUGGUUCCCGGGGCCUCGAAAUAAAGCACCGCAUAUAACCUUC
Cuculus canorus (common cuckoo) is the source of this 4055-nucleotide messenger RNA. RefSeq lists its product as uncharacterized. Gene Ontology annotation, biological process: DNA integration. Gene Ontology annotation, molecular function: RNA stem-loop binding; RNA-DNA hybrid ribonuclease activity. Lineage: Eukaryota; Metazoa; Chordata; Aves; Cuculiformes; Cuculidae. The transcript has 2 exons. The record is from RefSeq and is a predicted model, not a curated record. The coding region runs from base 732 to 2522 and encodes 596 amino acids.